UUGCUAUAUGUAGAGUACAAACGGCUCGACAUAAAUUUGUAAUUAUUACUCUUAAUUUUGAUAUGGUUUAUUUUAUCUCAGUUAAUAUUUGUACUGGACCUCGAGUACAAUUAAUUAAUCAAUCUAUGGUGGUUUUUUGGGCUUUAUAUAUAACUCGGUUACUUAGAUGUAUUUAUAAAGGGAACAUCAACGAAUUGGGAUUAUUUGAUGGGCUUAUAUCUGGACCUAACAUAUUCGUAGAGAAUGAAAAUUCAGAAGUAGUCAAUUUCCAUGACAAAUCUAUUGAGAAAGGAAUUCUGAGAGUUAAAUCAAAA
Molecule: messenger RNA, 314 nt
Organism: Dentiscutata heterogama
Lineage: Eukaryota; Fungi; Glomeromycota; Glomeromycetes; Diversisporales; Gigasporaceae
Source: the annotation of a GenBank genome assembly